UACGCAAGACCUAAAUACUGUAAAAUUAACAAUUUGCAUUUGACCGAAGAAUUCUGGGCAGCUUUUAUAGUUUACGAUUUUAAUUGGCGAAUUUUUCGGAAAUUGGGCAAUUAUUGCUGAACAAAACAAAACAAGUUUUCUGCAAUCGCUGUGCGAAGAUUUAUAUCGUAGCUCUGGCCGGAAUCUAUUUUCUACUUGCUCGUGAAGUUUUAAUGCAAUGAAUCCUAUGCGAUCGACAACUUUCCGGAGCGGUGAGGAGUCAAGAUCAACACGUAAUGAAGAUCACAAUACUUUUACAGUUUUACGUUCAAGAACCGAAGAAGAGGAGCAGAGGCGCAGACGAGAAUGGCAACGCCAGCAAGAGCGAGAGAGACAACAUGAAAAAUUGAAGCAGCAAAAAAUUUUAGAAUAUGAAAGGAACCGUGCACAAGCUUUAAAAUAUGCUGAGGAAAUCACCUCGCAUCAUAGUCAAAGUAAAAGUGGUAGUGAGUCUCCCUCGCAUGUUCGGUACAGAGAUAGAUCUACAUCAACUGCUUCCAAAUCUGGUAGCCUUCAUGAAGAAUUAGAUGGGUCUACAAGUGGAACAGUACCUUUAUUUAGAGGUCCUCAGAAUGCACAGAUUGAUACUUCGGAACUACGUCGAAUUAAAGUUGAUAUUCAUAGGAAUAUUCCUGUAAAAGGACCUGUUACCGAAUUAGAAAGGGAUAUACUUAAUCCUGAAGAUGUGAUCGUCAAGAGAAGAGAGGGUAAAGAAUUGACUGUAUCUGCAAUAAUAAUGAUGUAUCUCUAUUGUAUCAAUAGCAUAAAAGGUUUGAUAUAUAAGCACUAGAUUGAUGCAUCGAUAGGUUUAUUCUUUACAUCUAUGAAGACUUUACUAUCUAAAAAAAUUGAUAAUGAACUCCCUGAAGACGACAAGCAAGAGAAAUACUUGUAAUAAUGAUGAACAUUGCAAAUCUGAUUCAAGACAUUUUUCGACACAGGAAGAGUAUUUUAUCCAUUAUUUUCAACCUGGGGUUUUUUUCACAAGAGAUAUAAGGUGUAAAAUAUAUAUUGAUGCAGGAAUUUAGAAUGUUUUCCUGAAGGGAUAUUAUGUCACAAAUCGAGAAGAAUAUUCCUGUAAAAAGACCGAGCACAAGCGUAGCAUGGAGGACAGCGCGUGAGUCUACCAUGCUUGGUGACUCGAGUUCGAUCCCAGAAAUUUUCUCGUGCUCAUAGCUCCUCUUCGGCGGUCUUGCAAACCACCAACAAUACUUAUUGCCAGGAACAAAUCCCUUAACAUUGCUAUUCGGAACCGGCAAUAAAUUGUAGGUUCCGUAUGUCUGUACAACCGCAUUCGUACGCACCACGGGCAUACGUAUGAGAG
Messenger RNA from Trachymyrmex cornetzi, 1363 nucleotides. RefSeq lists its product as uncharacterized. The coding region runs from base 218 to 829 and encodes 203 amino acids. The record is from RefSeq and is a predicted model, not a curated record. NCBI's taxonomy places the organism in Eukaryota, Metazoa, Arthropoda, Insecta, Hymenoptera, Formicidae. The transcript has 5 exons.